GACCAUCUUAAAAUCUGAAAAGCAGCCGACCUUCCUGCGAUCGCGAAGUACGUCAGAAGAUCGUGUAUAAUGUGAGGGGGUUAUUAAGACUGUUUAAGGCCGUUUAAAAAAAUUAGAUGCGAUGGUGAUUUUGCAUUAAAGCCAAUAAGUCGGUCAAGAGCUCUUAACUAAGAAAAGGUGUAUUUGAGGACGUGUCCCGGAACCCGUAGUACGAUCUGAGUCAUCUGACCCUAAUUACUUUUGACGACGUGGUCCCACUGGUAUUGCCGAAAUGCGCAGUGACCCUCACAAAAGUCCUUGACCCCUGCUAUACCUGCGUCCUGUCGCGAGUGGAUCCUUUCUACCCCGCUCUUUUGCACGUACACGGAUGGGAACAUAAGAGAAAGAACGUGACAUCAAUGUCAGAGAUGACCCAGGAAAUAGUGGACGAAAACAUACACAGUGAGGUUGAGCGACUAGUGCAGCUGUACGAUCUACUGCCACAUCCGGAGGGAGGCUGGUUUAAAGAGACUUUCAAGUCAACGGUUCAUUGUCAGAAUGAACACCUUCACGGGAACAAAGAUUCCAGGGUUGCCACAGUUUGUUACUACCUCCUACCAAAGAAUGGUAUGUCCCACUGGCACCGGCUGGCCUCAGACGAGAUCUGGCUGUACCACGACGGCGGGUGCCUCAAGGUUCAUAUGAUUGACGAGAAAGGUGUGUACUCCUCGGCUGUCCUCGGUAGCAGCCUGGAGCACCCUGAGGCCCGGUACGGGGUCCUGGUGCCCGCCGAGGUGUGGCUGGCAGCGGAACCCACAAACGGAGGAAACUUCUCUUUUAUCAGCUGUAUGGUGGCACCGGGUAAGCACGGCAUGAACAGAAGCUUAAACGACUGUUGUGUUGUUGCAAUAUAUACACGUUUUUCUUCGUUAUCGUGUACCGCUGUCAGAAACUCACAGGACCCUCGACCACUUCCCAACCAAAAUAAGGUCGGUGGUGAAUUGGGAGCAGGCGGCCCAGGUUUGGGUCACGCCUAUGUAGCAACCAUUUCACAACUAGCAAAGGACAGCAUAUCAUGAACUAACUAACUACUCACAACCGAAUGAGCGAACCUGAGAGAGGAUUCUUCUUGUUUCACAGGUUUUGAAUGGAAGGGUUUUGAGAUGGGCAGGGAAGAGGACCUAGUGAAGUCAUUUCCGCAUCUGGCUGAUAUCAUCAGACCAUACUGUCAGUCGUAGAGGACAUUUAUGUUCCCCAUAAG
This is a messenger RNA of Branchiostoma floridae (Florida lancelet), 1240 nucleotides long. RefSeq lists its product as uncharacterized. Gene Ontology annotation, cellular component: intracellular anatomical structure. The record is from RefSeq and is a predicted model, not a curated record. The transcript has 5 exons. Bases 399 to 1058 code for a protein of 219 amino acids. NCBI's taxonomy places the organism in Eukaryota, Metazoa, Chordata, Leptocardii, Amphioxiformes, Branchiostomatidae.